UAUCUUGGGGAACUCUGGUUUUGUGGUAUCCUUGCAAUAAUUAGCUAAAGGCCACCUAUAUAAUCAGUGUUGAGCUAGAGUCUGCCUGAUCCCAGAGGAGUGUUUCCUGUUUCAUGCAGGCGCUAGUACCUGAAGAUGCAAAUGAGCUCAUUGUGAAGACAGGGCCGUGACCUGGUACAAAGAAGGCAGGGCUUCUUGCACCUGGGCGGCCUCCGCACUGCCUUGUACAACUACAUCUUUGCCAAGAAGCACCAAGGGAGCUUCAUCCUGAGGCUGGAGGACACGGAUCAGACCCGUCUUGUGCCUGGGGCAGCAGAGAAUAUUGAGGACAUGCUCGAGUGGGCAGGCGUUCCCCCAGACGAGAGCCCCCGGCGCGGAGGCCCUGCUGGGCCCUACCUGCAGUCUCAGCGGCUUGUACUCUACUCCCAGGCCGCCGAAGCCCUGCUGAAGAGCGGCGCUGCAUACCCGUGUUUCUGCUCACCCCAGCGGCUGGAGCUCCUGAAGAAGGAGGCCCUGAGGAACCGCCAGACGCCCCGGUAUGACAAUCGGUGCCGAAGCCUGAGCCAGGCGCAGGUGGCCCAGAAGCUGGCCACGGACCCCAAGCCUGCCAUCCGCUUCCGCCUGGAGGGGGAGGCGCCAGCCUUCCAGGACUUGGUAUAUGGCUGGAAUCGGCAUGAGGUGGCCAGUGUGGAGGGGGACCCGGUCAUCCUGAAGAGCGAUGGCUUCCCCACGUACCACCUGGCCUGUGUGGUGGACGACCACCACAUGGGCAUCAGCCACGUGCUGCGGGGCUCCGAGUGGCUGGUCUCCACCGCCAAGCACCUGCUUCUCUACCAGGCCCUGGGCUGGCAGCCCCCACACUUUGCCCACCUGCCCCUGCUCCUCAACAGGGAUGGCAGCAAGCUGUCCAAGAGGCAAGGGGACAUCUUCCUGGAGCAUUUUGCUGCCACUGGCUUCCUGCCGGACGCCUUGCUUGACAUCAUCACCAACUGCGGCUCGGGGUUUGCAGAGAACCAGAUGGGCCGGACCUUGCCAGAGCUGAUCACACAGUUUGACCUGAGCCGGGUCACCUGCCACUCAGCCCUGCUGGACCUGGAGAAGCUUCCAGAAUUCAACAGGCUGCACCUCCACCGGCUGGUGGGCGACGAGACCCAGAGAUGCCAGCUGGUGGGCCAGCUGCAGGCCCUGGUGGAGGAGGCGUUCGGGAGCCAGCUGCAGGACAGAGAGGUGCUAGACCCGGCCUACGUGGAGAGGAUCAUCCUGCUGAGACAGGGUCACAUUUGCCGCCUGCAAGAUCUGGUCUCCCCAGCGUACUCCUACCUGUGGACCCGCCCUGCGGUGGGUCGAGCGCAGCUGGGUGCCAUCUCAGAGAAGGUGGACAUCAUUGCCAGGCGUGUGCUGGGACUUUUAGAAGGACCUGGUACGAACUUAACUCAGGACAUGCUGAAUGGAGAACUGAAGAAGCUGUCAGAUGGUCUGGAAGGCAUCAAACACAGUAACGUGAUGAAGCUCCUCCGAGUGGCCCUCAGUGGACAGCAGCAAGGACCUCCGGUAGCUGAGAUGAUGGUGUCUUUGGGACCAAAGGAAGUGCGGGAACGAAUACAGAAGGUGCUCUGCAGCUAAAGAGAAGGUGGCAGGACGGUGGAGGUGGCCGCAGGAGCCGCUCUUGCAGGAGCCGCCCUCGGAGGCGAGGAGCAGGAGGCCUGGGCCCGGCGAGAGCUUGCGAGAGGAACCAGGAGUGGACACAGCCUCUGGGUGCACAGGUGCAUGUAUGGCUCCACGCCAGGCCCAUCCUUAUCAGCUGGCUGGGGACGCCCAGGCCCGUCUCACCUCCCUGAGUCUGGAAAGGAAGGCCUCACAUCUGGUUGUGACACCCCAGUACACAGCAGAGGUUAGGAGCUGCCUCACAGAAUAGUGGCAGCCGGAGCUUCAGUCUGCCUGGGCUGCCAUGACGGAAGACCACAGACUGGUGGCCUGAACAACAGGAAGUGAUUCUCUCACAGUUCUGCAGGCGGGCGGUCCAAGAUCAGGGUGGCGGCAGGUUUCGUUUCUCCUGACGCCCCCCUCCUUGGCUUGCACACAGUUGACUUUUUGCUCUGUCCUUCCACAGUCUUGCCUCUGUCUAUGCCCUCGCUAUCUCUGUCUGUCCAAAUGCCUUCUUCUCACGAGGACACCAGUCAGAUUGGGUUAAGGCCCAGCCUCACAGCCCAGUUUGGGCUUCAUCACCUGUUUAUCAUCCCUGUCUGCAAAUUCAGUCACAUUCCGAGGUACUGGGAGGUUGGGGCUUCAACAUGAGUUUUGUGGGGAACACAGCUCAGCCCAUAUGUAACAGCUUGGCAGUGGCCUGGACUCUUAGACUCCAGUUCUCAAACCCAGUUUGACUUUGGAGCAGUGAUUGACAAGCAGGCCUGAACUGUCUGUCAGACCUUCUUUGGGGCUGCCCAGGGGGAACACUUAGGUUUUAUACUACUCUUUGUCCCUGGACUUAGGGCAGGCUAUGUCUCCCUUCCCUAAAGGCUAUAUCUUCCUCUUUUCCAGUUCUCCAGAACAAGUCCUUAGACUGGAGACCUUCACUCUGCCUAUUUUGCAUCUUCAUAUUCACUGCCUCCUUCCACCCAUUGUUUAUAAAUCACUGUCUGAGAGUUUCUGAAAUGAGAUGUUCUUGGGGUGAAUAGGAAUAACUCAGUGAAAGGAGGAUGGUAACUGGCUACCAAGGCCCUCUACAGGGUUUCUGGGCUUCCCCUGUGCGGCCCCCAGUCAUCUUCAUCGCUAUCUCCUGGCAUUUACAUGGAAGAUGGCUGCCUUGUGUGAUGUGUCGUGGCUUCCGUCUUAUUCCACGUGGUGAAGACACUCAAACAGAUACGGAUCGGAGGCCUCCUGACAACAGCCGUAAGAAUGGGCCAUCUUGGAAGUCGGUCUUGCAGCCCCAGUCAAGCAGCCUUGCAAUGCUGGCUUGCAAUGCAGCAGCAGUGCUGGCUGACAUUUGACUGCAGCCUUCCUGAAAGAUCCUAAACCAGAGCCACUAACCAGAGUUGCUUCCAAAUUUCAGACACACAGUUACAAGUUAAUAAAUAUUUAUUGUUUAAAGCCA
Molecule: messenger RNA, 3091 nt
Organism: Dama dama (fallow deer)
Lineage: Eukaryota; Metazoa; Chordata; Mammalia; Artiodactyla; Cervidae
Gene: EARS2
Product: glutamyl-tRNA synthetase 2, mitochondrial
Exons: 9
Coding region: 331-1623 (430 amino acids)
Biological process (GO): glutamyl-tRNA aminoacylation
Molecular function (GO): tRNA binding; ATP binding; zinc ion binding
Source: RefSeq, a predicted model, not a curated record